UAUUUAAAAUAUUGACAAAUAUUUCUAAUAUAGCACAAAACAGAAAGAAUUUUUAGUUUUUUUGUGACAAUAGAGAAAUCGAGUUGAAUAACGUAAGAUUGUGUUGUUAAGGAACGCAUUCUUCCGGCAUAGAAAAUCGCACUCUCUCUUGUAUACCGGUUUUAAUUUUUGUCGCGAGCCUCUCUAUCGCUCUCGCGAUCUGUGAAUAAUUGAUGCUAACGCGUUAAUUUAAUUCGCUUGACUGACGCGACGAAGCGACUUGACAACUCGCUGCUGUUGUUUUUCCUCGCACGAGGAAAUUUUUACUCCGAUUGAAAGGAAUCAAACACGAACAAACGUAUCGUUCUCCCAAAUUUUAUUGUAUAAAAUGAAAUUUGAUUAAGCAACAAAUAACGUACGAAAUUAGUUCCCAAAGUUAUAAACACAAGUUAUAGCUAUUAUGCAUUAUGCGCUGUUUAAUUUUAUUCUCCACAGACUUUAGAGGCCUCUAGAGUGCUGUCGAAACUUUCGAGAGAAUAUCAUAUAUUUGCAUGUCGUGUUUAGGAGAAACAAUGUUCGCGUUAUAUUUCCCACAUGACUUACGUGUUAUUUUAUACGCGUGCGAUAUUCAUUAAAAUUAUUGAUAUUGCCCGAUCGUAAUCACGAUCUGGCUUAGAUAAAACGAUACACCGACACGUUGAGUUUGCGCGCAAAAUUUAUUUGACUAAAUUUGAAGAUUGGUCGAGAAAAUUAAGCGAUCACGAUCCUUAUUCUGAUACAGAUUGACCGACAUGAUAUCUAGGUUGGCGCAUAUAAUUAACUCAUCGCUCUCUGGCGCGUCCGGAGAUGACCCACUCGCGGGAAAACGGUCGUGCACUCUAAAUACAUCGUGGUCAUAAACGCUUUUAACUCUUUAUACGAAAGACAUUUCAGAAAGAGAGUUUUGAACAUUUUUGAUUUAAUAUAUUACGCAGGAUAUUCCAAGUUUUUCGCGCUUCCUUUUAUCUACAAUUUCUUUGAUCUAUUUGGAGCAGAAAUAAGUUUUAAUGAUUUUGAAAUGAAAAGCAUUUUUAAAGAACUUUGCAGUUGCAAGUGAUUAAAAAUUAAAAAUUUGUAUAAUUAAACUUUGAAACUUUAUGUAGAUAAUAAAACCUUAGUUUUUCUACUCUCAUUUUCGACUAAGUUGCGAUAAAAAUUUUAUUUGAAAUUUGAAUAUAUAUAUCAAAAAGAUUAUGAAAGAUUGUGAAUUAUAUACAGUAUCCAAUUAAAUAUUAUCGGUUGCAAAAUACUCGAUAAAUCUGUGUAAGGGUGUAGAGUUCUUGGAAUAAUUUCUAUUCGAAAAUAAUAUUUUCCUUAAUCGUCUCGAUAAUUUUUGUUUACCUCGAUGUACAAAACAUGUAUACAGCUUUGACCCGAUUGAAGAAGGUUGAAAGAACGAAUGUGGGGAUUAGUUUCACAGUACUCGCGCCGCAAACACAGGUAAAUCAUCAUGCGAGGAAGUCGCGGUUAACCUGAAGUCUUUCGGAUGUCGCGUCGCGUUGGUUUAGAGAUGCGAGCGUGACAGCGGCUUAAGACGCGAAAAUAGUCUCUGCAGCGGCCUCUGUAUUGCUCAUCGUCGUCGUCGUCGUCGUCGUUGACGAUGCCCGAACGAACGAGGCUACGCGUUUAGUCUCAAACUGGAAGCAAUCGCGAGUAGAGCGAGUGGCACGGUGUACUUGGAGUUUGACUUCAGAUACGCGCAAGGAAUUAAUUUCGAAGGAAAACAAAAACACACGACGAUAACGUGAAGUAAAAAAAGAUUUGUUAGAAUUUGACACGAAGGAACUGACAAAGCGUUUCGCACGCGAUAGAGACGAAUAAGCAACGAUAAGGAGACGAGACGCUCGGAUGAAUCUGACGGAACCGAUUGAAUUCUGGACUCGUCGUACUCGUCUGACGACCAUCACAGGAUCUCCGGAAGAAUUCAAGAUUUCGGAAGUAGAGAAACGUUCUCGUCGUAGCGCGAGAGAGAAAGAGAGAUAGAGAGAAAUAAAUUGACAAUACGAUGGAAACGAGAAAAGACCAUCGAUCGACGAUAAAGAUCUUCGAUAAAAGCGAACCACGAUCGGACGAAUUGCCAAUUGCGCUGAUUCAUAGAGCGGGAAUCAGCGAUCUUUUGGCGAGACAGACGAUGGCCUGGUGUCGUCACUGGCUGCAAACGUUUCCCAUAAGAAUGACGUUAAACAACGUCGGAUUGUUGACAGUGUUCUUGGCGAUAAUGUCGCCGCGAUCCCUAAUUUACACGCUCGUUUAUCCUAUUUUCAGAUUAGUUUUCGGCACUCUUUACCCAGCAUACGCUUCCUACAAGGCGGUGCGCACGAAGAAUGUCAAGGAAUACGUCAAAUGGAUGAUGUACUGGAUCGUGUUCGCGCUAUUCACGUGCGCGGAAACAUUUACCGAUGUCUUCUUUAGUUUUUGGUUCCCAUUUUACUAUGAGAUUAAAAUCAUCUUGGUACUAUGGCUGCUGAGCCCGGCUACUAAAGGCUCCAGUAUCCUUUACCGACGCUUCGUGCAUCCCGCACUAAUCCGUCGUGAAGCCGAGAUCGACGAAGCCAUAGCACGCGCGACUGAGCAGGGUUACACGGCGGUGCUGCAUCUUGGUACCAAGGGCGUAAACUAUGCCACCACGGUCCUCAUGCAGACCGCCAUCAAGAAUCUCCCGAUCGUAUUCCCGAACACGACGAGUGCACUCCCCGACCGCCAAUCAGACCCGGCGAUUUCUAGCUUAGCCAACACCAGAACGACGACGCGGUUAAACAACCAGCAGCUGGACGGGCCGGAUUGUCCGGACGGCAAUGCGAUCUGCAACCAACAUGCUAAAUCUGAUAAUCUCGUGAUGGGCGACGCAGACGCAUUGUCCAUCGACUGGGAGCAUCGCGACUCGACGGACGACGACGAAGAGAUAAUGCAGGAGCUACCGACGACGGACACCGAUCACGAGUUGCCGGACGAGGAGCCAGGUGGCGGCGGACUGGUGCAACAAUUGAGAAAAAGUUACAGCCUCAGUGAUCUAACCGGCGAAAAGGAGGAUGAAAAUAGAAACACACCCGAUGCGCGUGACGAGACAGACAUGGAAGUAGAACCUCGUCGAAGAGAGCAUACCGGCAGAAGAGGCUACAGCCCUCGCAGAACCCAGUCCAGCAGCAAUGCGUCUCGAGUAGAUAUGUAUUUUUCCGAAGUGGAUGUUGAUGUUCGACAACCAAGGCCUAGGGAACCCAUAGCUAGUUUAACAAAUAUAAGGUCUUCGGAAGACAUAUCUAGCGGUUAUAGUAGCGGCGAGGCAUUGCAGUCUCAGCGCAUUACUUCUCAGGUUGACAGCUUAGUAAGAACGUCGAGCGUCGGCGCGAGAACGCGCGUGAAACCUCGUUCCACCACGAAAAAGACACCAGAAGACAAGAGCGAGGAUUUCAACCACAUCGAUCUUCCAUCUCCUGAAAAUAUCUCCCUCCCGUCGUCCCUGAAUGUUCUCACUCCCGAACAAGCUAUCGAGCUUCUGCUAUUGUUUUCUCAGAAUAACAAAUCGAAAGAUUGUCCGAUACUUGAAUCUAUCGCGACUUGUAUCGAUGAAUCCGUAAACGAAAAUCAAUCCGCGAUAAAAAUAGAAGACAACGAAUCGUCAUCGACGGAGUCGAGUGGUGAAUUCGUAGACACUGAUUCGGCUCAAGUAGAUUUACAAACGGUGCAAACUAUAGAAAUCGAGAAUAUCUCGAUGGAAAAGCUAUCGAUACCUGCAAUAGCAGAAAGCGCAGAUAAAAUAAAUGUCGAUAACUCGAUAAAAGAACUUAAUUUUCAGCAAGAUGAGUCUCAAAUGCAAAUUGAAUAUGACGAUAAAGAUUCAAGAGCCGGUCAGGUAGACUCUUCUCAAAACCCCGAUAUUGAUGCUGACAUCGAACAAACAACUAGCGAAAUAUGUCAACAAAAGUUCAAUGAGCUGAAGGAAUUGUUGAACGAUGCGCAUAAAAUUGCGACAAGCAUCGUAUCUUCUCAAGAAAAGUUGAAUACGAUUGACAAAGGUAAGGAAUAUGACGUAAAUGUAUCAGGAAUGAAAGUUGACGAUUCUCCGACCAGAGAAUACGAUACUACGAUCCAGCGAUCUGUUACGCCGAUUUCAUCAAGUUGUAAUCUUGACAGCGAUAAUCGCGCAGGAAAAUAUCACAAAAAACCCGCUCCGAAAGCUCCAUUAGAUACUGAAGCAAUAACAAAUAAUGAAGACACCAACGAAAACGAGUCUCAAAACGCCUUGAAGGCUACUUUAAUCAUUAAAACUGGAACGUUAAGAACUGUUUCAAAUGCGGACGCUACGAAAGAUAUUUUCUUGGCACAUACAACGGAUUUGAAAAAGAGAAAGAAGAAAUCCAAUAGAUUACGCGCUAAGGAGAGUUUUUCCAAAUUAUUAACGAUCCCGAAAAACAUCUUUCACAAUGCUUUCCAUAAGGAGCAAAGCGAAACUUCUUCCAAGGAGGAUGAUUCCAGUUCCACGUUCUCCGAGACCAGCGAAUCAGUGUCGAGAUCGGGUAGUAUAGGGUCCCAGAUGUGCGUGGACGCAUCCGCAAAAUUAUCGACUUCGAGGCAGGAAAUAGAUGUGGAAGAGAUUUCAUUGAGAGCGGAAUGUGAUAAUACUAAAAGUUUUUAUAAAGAUGCCAAUUCUGCUGAAAAAUCGGAUACUCUUAUCGUACCAUUGAAUGAAAAAGAUCUCAAUAAAAUUAAAAAUAAUAAGACUCGAAACGAUGCAAGAAAUAUAGAGGACUUUGAAAAUUAUGAAAAGAAUCUUGAAAGUAAAUCCAAUUUGGAGAUUUGUGAGAUGUCACAAUCGCUGCCUCACAGUAGCAAAACAGAGAUUAUCACCGAUAUUAUUUAAAAUCAUUUUGUAGAGAUUAUUUAAUCGCAAAAUCAUAUGUAUUUGCUUUUGCUAGUAUCUUUAAGAUAUAAGAAAAAAAGCUUGUUCCUUCUCCUAUUCCAUUUCCCCAUAUUUCAUAAAUAUUUUAUCCUAAUUGGAAAUCCGGGCAGAAGAAAUGGACUGAUCCGUUAAGAUCAUUACGAGUUUUGCUACUUUGCCUCGCAGUAAGAAGACCAGUAAGAAAAAGGUGGCAUGAAACUUAACUGCUGCUGACCGUAUUAAGGAAUAAGACCAAGUCUCUUUUCUAAUGGAAGCAAAAUAUUUUCGUGUGAAUCUAAUUUUGCACGGAGCCAUAUAUAACGGGCACAUGCUAUUGGUCAGCAGCCACUAUUGAUUAGCCGAAACACGUGAUGUAUACAACUAAGUGUUUCUAGCACCGAUAUUUCUUAAUUUAACUUUUUAAUCAUUCAUUUAUAUUUUAUUGAUCGCGCGCGUUUUAAUAUUUAUUAUUCGAAGAGAAACUCAAUCUUUUCCUCAAAGUUAUUUGCAACGAGCUUGCUGGAUAUACGCGAGAGACAAAGAGAAAUUCUGGCAGUCUUAUCAUAUUUACAAAUAUUAUUUGUAUCGAUCAUAUGUUACACCGUUGCUCACAGUCAUCCGAAAAUGUUGUUACACAUUAAUAUCCUGAAUAAUUUCCCAUAUGUAUCCUAAACUCUCUCUGGAGAGUCUAGCUUUUAUAUACUAAUGUUUGUGCUGUAUAGUAAGGAGAACUUGAUACAUAUUGCACGCAGUAUAUCUGCUUUAAGAGUAAGCUUUGAUUAUACGUAACGAAAUUUGCCAUACCUGCGGUGUAACCGAAUGACAUAGAAGAGUUCUCUCGUUACCCAAACAGAAAAUCAAUGGAAUAUUGAUUCUCCGGCAAAAUGACAGGCGUCACGUACAAUAAGGGGAACUCUACAUCCUGCGAAACUAUGUAGAAUGACUUUGAUAUUGCAAACGCUAUUGUAAUUUGAACAAACUUCGAGUCUAGUCAAUAGAAAAAUCUGAAUAGGAACUUAGGCCAUACUGAAAUAGUGCCACGCGAUUACCCCCCCCCCCUCUCUUUGUAAUCUUCUUUUCAUUACUAAAUAGUAAUGGACUGUGUCUAAUUAUGAUUGGGUAUGUGUAGAGUAUCGUGUGAAUAUAAUUGAAUAGCUAUUCUCCCCUUUAUGGAAUCUGAAGUUCGAGAAAUCGCAUGAGUUUCUUAAAAACUCUAGACAACUAUGCGAUCCUGCUUAAGGACCAACAUUUGUCUACUAAAUUGUGACAAAUUGUUAAAGAUAUUGUUAACAUUUCGUGAAAUCGUUUUUAAUUUUUGCACACUUCGAUGAAGAUAGGAUACUAACGUACACCGAUAGCGAGUAUUAUACGACGCUGGCUAUAUAUAUUCUUCAUUUCAGUUUUAUUGCUUUCAUAAUUUAAGAUAUACUUUAUAUGUGCGAUUUACAGCUCACUUAAUUAUUUACCCUAAUUUUCGAUUAUAAUUAUGUUUUUCGUAUCGAUAUUCUUUCAUUACAGCGAACGAUUUUCCAUCGUACGCUCAUGAAAGACUUACGCACAAGUGCUAUUGAUGACUAUUUCGAAUUAAUUGUAUGUAUAUUAACAGAUUCGUAUAUAUAUAGUUUAUAUCGUAUUGUACUUUAACGUUCAUUGCAUAUCUUAGGAAAAAUUGACAUUAUGUAAUUAUUGUAAAUUAGGAAAAAAAAGAAAGGAAAAUGCAAGAGACGCGGCGUUAAUUUAUUAGUUAAAAGCUCGAUAAGAGUAAAAUAUUCGAUUUAUUACUCGAUUAACGAUUGUUGAUUUUGCGCAUAUA
Messenger RNA from Formica exsecta, 6707 nucleotides. RefSeq lists its product as uncharacterized. Gene Ontology annotation, cellular component: endoplasmic reticulum membrane; endoplasmic reticulum tubular network; cytoplasmic microtubule. Bases 2024 to 4876 code for a protein of 950 amino acids. Gene Ontology annotation, biological process: endoplasmic reticulum tubular network organization. Gene Ontology annotation, molecular function: microtubule binding. The transcript is spliced from 10 exons. The record is from RefSeq and is a predicted model, not a curated record. Lineage: Eukaryota; Metazoa; Arthropoda; Insecta; Hymenoptera; Formicidae.